Molecule: messenger RNA, 1785 nt
Organism: Daucus carota subsp. sativus
Lineage: Eukaryota; Viridiplantae; Streptophyta; Magnoliopsida; Apiales; Apiaceae
Product: pentatricopeptide repeat-containing protein At2g36730
Exons: 2
Coding region: 189-1706 (505 amino acids)
Molecular function (GO): protein binding
Source: RefSeq, a predicted model, not a curated record
AGGGGACAAUGGCAGUAUCAUGUUAUCGGCUUCCUCUUGCCAAGAACUAAUAUAUGUUCGACCCUGUAACCGGGCUGAGUUACUUAACUCGCAAUGACGCAUACAGUAUUUGUUCCGUACUGGAGAAUAGAGGAGUAACCUAAUUCGUUUUGUCACUUACGAAUUACGAUCCGGUGUAAACACCGCAGAUGGCCGUUGGGUUAACCAUAUCAACCGCCAAACAUCUUUUCCCGCCAAAAAUCCCUAACCAUAAUUCAAACUUAUUAUUUCCCCAACUGAAAAAACUACAAUGUCUCUCUCAACUAACAUCCUGCUCAUCCUUAACAAACCUCCUUAAAAUUCACGCCCAAAUCAUUGUUUCUGGUCUCCUUUUCGACCCUCAAAUCACCGAAAAAUUCAUCCAUUUUUUCGCUUUGCAUCCCUCCAUUAGCAGCUUCAAUUAUACCAGCUCCUUUAUUACCCGAUACACUAACUCAUUACCCAAUCCCUGGAAUAAUAUUAUACGGGAAUGCGCAACAGGCGAAAAUAAUUCACCAAGAGACUGUAUUUUGGUCUUUCUUGCUAUGCGUCGUUCGAAUACUAAACCUGAUCACAUGACUUACCCGUACUUGUUUAAGGCGUGUUCUACGCUAUCGUCUUUUCGAGAAGGGAGGCAAAUUCAUGCUGAUGUAUUGAAGCAUGGUUUGGAUUGUGAUGUUUAUGUGUUGAAUAAUUUGAUUCAUUUUCAUGGGUCUUGUGGGGAAAUGGGGUUUGCGUGUCAGUUGUUUGAUGAGAUGGUUGAGAGAACUGUUGUAUCGUGGAACUCGAUUAUUUCUGCUUGUGUUGAGAAUUCGCUGUUUAGUGAUGGUAUUGAGUAUUUUAGGAGGAUGAGGGAUUUGGGGUAUGAGUGUGAUGAGACGACGAUGGUGAUCAUGCUUUCGGGUUGUGCUGAAAUUGGGAAUUUGAGUUUGGGGAAAUGGAUUCAUACUCAAGUGAUUGGGAGAGGGUUGGUUGUGAAUUGUCGACUGGGGACAGCUCUUGUUGAUAUGUAUGCUAAGUGCGGAGCAGUAGACUUGUCAAGGUCUGUUUUUGAUAGGCUUUUUGAACGGAAUGUAUGGACGUGGAGUGCUAUGGUACUUGGGUUAGCCCAGCAUGGUUUUGCGACAGAGGCACUUGAAAUGUUCUCAGUAAUGAAGAAGUCUACAGUGAAGCCUAACUAUGUGACAUAUCUUGGAGUUCUUUGUGCUUGCAGUCAUGCAGGAUUAGUGGAGUCUGCUUAUCAGUUCUUCCAUGACAUGAGGAAUCUACAUGGGAUCAAACCCAUGCUGGUUCAUUUUGGUGCUAUGGUAGAUGUCUUAGGUCGUGCUGCUCGACUUAAGGAGGCAUAUGACUUCAUUCUGAACAUGCCUCUUAAGCCAGACCCAACUGUAUGGAGGACUUUGCUUAGUGCAUGCUACAUUAAUGAUCCUAAUGACCAUGAUGGGAUUGGUGAGAAGGUAAAACGAAAGUUACUGGCGCUGGAGCCAACGAGAAGUGGGAACUUAGUGAUGAUUGCAAACAAGUAUGCGGAGGUUGGAAUGUGGGACAAAGCAACACAUAUGCGAAAUAGAAUGAGAAAAGGAGGAUUAAAGAAGAUGGCCGGGGAAAGCUGCAUCGAGAAACAAAAUUGUUCUCCAGAACCUCUGGUUCACAAUUUUUGGUUCUCAUUUGAACCAAAAUCUUUAUAAUCUUUGCAUGAAGAAAUACCUGAGAGAGCAUUGAGGCCAUUGAAGCAAGUGUUGAAAAAUGAGGUACGGCCAGCUGAAU